GUCAUUUCAACGCUAUUUAUACGACUUCAACACAAUGGCCGGAUCUGCUGGAAUGAAAACAAUUAUAUUGCUGGCCUUUCUAUUAGCCAGUGGAAUUCUUUCUGUCAUUUUGUCUUGUGCUCUUGGAAACAACUGGCUGCCUCUCUUGAGUGUUUUAAUGUUCUUGUUGGCUCCUCUUCCCAAUGCAUUGUGCAAGCAUGCUUCUGCAGGUACUUCAAGUGAUUUCUUAUCGGAUGACAGCAACAAAGGAAUUCUAGAUACUGGCUAUUUCAUAACCAGCUUUUUUGUGGUCUCUGGAGUUGCUCUGCCUGUCGUGCUGAACCAUUCUGCAGUCAUCUCAGACCUUGCUCUGAUUCUUUCCCUUUGCGGCGGCUUGCUCAUCUACAUCACCAUCUUGGGCUAUCAGUACUUUUUCGUUGAUCAGACUUAUGAAACAUACUAGUCUUUGCUGUUAGUUACAGUCGGAUUCACAAAAUAGAACUCUUGUAUUUAUCCUGCAGUCACUAUUUUGCUUUGGAAUAGACAAUAGUUGAAUGUUUGUUACGCUUUCCCACUAUAGUAAAAGUCGCAAUUCUUCAAACACCAACAUUCAUCAUAUGAUGCUCACAAUUAAACUAUUUUUGAACCUGC
This is a messenger RNA of Batrachochytrium dendrobatidis JAM81, 630 nucleotides long. RefSeq lists its product as uncharacterized. Gene Ontology annotation, biological process: late endosome to vacuole transport via multivesicular body sorting pathway. Gene Ontology annotation, cellular component: endosome; Vps55/Vps68 complex. Lineage: Eukaryota; Fungi; Chytridiomycota; Chytridiomycetes; Rhizophydiales. Bases 35 to 442 code for a protein of 135 amino acids. The record is from RefSeq and is a predicted model, not a curated record. The transcript has 2 exons.